Messenger RNA from Cuscuta europaea, 5694 nucleotides. Lineage: Eukaryota; Viridiplantae; Streptophyta; Magnoliopsida; Solanales; Convolvulaceae. The record is from the annotation of a GenBank genome assembly.
CUUUCUUCUCACAACUUUUCUCCUCACCCAUCACAUGUCUAAUCUCUCCCACCUUCUCCUUUCUCUUCCAUCUUUAUCUUUUUUCUUCAUCCGUCACUCACAUCUUCAAGAUGUCUUCCACAUCUUUUUCUCCAGUUUUUCCCUUCUUCCUUCUUAAAUAUUAAUUAUUUGUUUUCUUUCCUCUUCAACUUAGUCAAUUUCACCAUUCCUCUUCUUCUUCAGAUUUAAAGAAUCCACCGUUCCUGGUAAAUUUCAGGUUUGAACGGAAAAUUAAACUCCAUCUCCCGUCAAAUCUACUCAAAGGCAACUAACUUGCCUAAUAUGGAAGUAGACACAUUAAAAGAAUUAGCGGUGGUGGUGGAGGAGAUGGCGGCCGUCCAAGCAGAGGGCUCUCCGGAGGGCUCACCGGAGGGCGGCGGCAACGGCGCUGGAAAAUACGGAAGUGGAAAAUACGGCGGCGGCAACACCAAGUCUGGUGUGGUAGUAUGUAGAUCAGAUCUGUGUAAAACUCUAUUUUUGUAUUUUGUUUUAUGCUCCGUAUUAACUAAUGAAUAGCUAAUAAAUAAUCCAGCUUUAAUUGCAAAAAAAAUAAUCCAGCUUUCAUUAAAAAAACGGAAAUCUUCAACUUCUUUUAAUUAAGGGGUAUUAUGGUCACUUGCAUAAAAAUUCCGUGUCAAACAUGGUUGACAAAGUAGGACUCCUAUUUUAGCAUAAGUAUCUAUGUUCUACUCCCAUAUUGGGAAUUUUCUCUAGUAAUAUUGGUGUCAUUUUAUCUAUUAAAAAAUUGAGUUAAAACACUUAUUAAUGAGUUAGUCAUUAAUAAGUUAGUCAUUUUUUGUAUAUUAAUUAAUGACCUGAGCAAUUGGGCUUUGAAGAACCCAAAAGGCAACGAGAGACUAAACUUAGGAACGAGGAAUGGCGCAGGAUGCGAAGCGACCUUACGAUACGUAGAGUCGUAGAGACCUUAAUUUUUUUUCUUUAGCUGCUCGAUCACAUUUGAUUCCUCUCCUCCUCCACUGCAUCCUAAUCAGUACCAAAUCCGUAUUUGCAAAGGUAAAUCCUUUCUUCUUUUCUCAUUCUAUUUCAUAAUAUCACCAUAUCCAUCGAUGACCUCCUCCAGAUAGCGUGGUACGGGUUUAGUAAAAUAUUACUCCGUGCUAUCUACGAAGUAGUUGGUUUUAUACUACGAGUUUUAUACUCUCCCGUCUCAUAAAAUUCUUCACACUAACUUUUUUGGGGACGUUUCGAAAAAAAUUCUCAUUACUCUUUUUGGAAAAAAAUUUAUUGGACAGAGACAUCAGUAGUUUUUAGUGUGAAUUGUGUGAUUUUUGCAAGUUGAUUAUUGUAUUGUAUGAAGUUUAGCUAUUUUUCUUAGCUUUCUUUUUGCCAUUAAUUUAAUGGUGGACAGCAGGAACGCGGAAAAUCUCAAGCGACGAAUUGAAGAUCCAAACAAUCAAUAUACUCCCUCCGUCUCAUAAUUAAUUUCGGUUUUGACUGGGCACGGGGAUUAAGAUAGUGGAAUUUGUGUAGUGGAGAGUUGUGCAGAGGAGAGAGAAAUGUGUAAGAAUGAUUGUGAACCACAUAUUCUUUAUCAAAAAAAGAAAGAGGAAAUAAAUUUGGGACAGACCGAAAAGGAAAGAAUGAAGAUAAUUUCGGGACGGAGGGAGUAAUAUAAAUAUGAUGUCAAAAUUCACCUGGAGGAUUGAAGAUUUCUCGAAAAUUAAACAUAAAAAGAUUUACUCGGUGAUAUUUGUCGUGAAUGAGUACAAAUGGAGGUUGUGUCUUUUUCCAAAAGGAAGCCAAACAGAUCAUUUGUCUCUGUUCCUCCGUGCGGCUGAUACAUCUAGCUUACCCAAUGGGUGGAAUAUAACACCUAAAUUCAGUCUAGCUCUUAUUAACCAGAUAGACCCUACCAAAACUAUCAAGAAAGGUAUUUCCCCAUAAGUCACAAGAAUGUGAAAUUGUCACUUUUUUAUGUAUUGGUUUAGUACUCUUUAUUUCUAAAUCAUAGGCAGUAGGAAACCGACUAAUUUCCUCAUAAGUCACAAUACUUUGUGACUUUAUCUCCCUCAUUGGGUAUAAAUUUUUGAAUAUUGAAAGUAAAAUGAUUUAGAUUUGUCUAGAAAGAAACAUGAGUGGUAUUUUAUAUUUAAAUAAAAUUAACAUUGAUUUGCUCGGGAUGAAGAAAGAGCUAAUCACAAGCUCAAGAGCUUGUAUGUAUGAGUUUCUUUGAGUGCGUAUACAGUGCAUCCGGGUGUACGUACACCCGGUCCAAGUAAGAAAGACAACCCAAUCAUUAAUACAAGCCAAAAAAAAUUCAGUGGCAUUUUUGUAAUUUAAGUGAAAAAACGGAUUCCACUAAAUGAGCGAUAGUGUACUUUUAGUGAGCGUACUACCUAUUUUAUUGAGCAUUCAGAGGCUAACAAUGAUUAUCACGGUUUCUGCUGCAUAUCUUCUAAUUCAAUUUCUUUUCCUUAUUUUUUCUUUUAUAAAAACUAAUUGAAUUAUAUCUAUAAUACACUCUAUGAAUUUUCAUAUGUGAAUUUAAUGUAAUAUGAUACUUUUAAAAUAUGCAUUGAUAUAACAUUUUAAAAUGAGCAUAACACCAAUACCAAAUGAGCACGCGUAACUUAUAAAAUAUUCAUCGAUGUGAAAAUUCGUAAGGUUGCUAGGCUAACAUAAUGACAUUUUGAUUGAGAAUCAAACAUCUUCUAUUGAGAUGAAAAUCACGGUUUCUAUGAAAUGAACAUUAAUGAACUUUUAAUGAGCAUUAUACCUAUUCUGUUGAGUGAUAAAAGUCUAAUAUUGAGAAUUAUGAUCUCUGCUUCAUAAAUUCUAAUUCACUUUCUUUUUGUUAUUUUUUCUUUUAUAAAAACUUAUUAAAUUUUAUUUAUAACCAGCUGCUAUGUACUUUAAUAUGUGAAUCUAAUGUAAUAUGAUACUUUUAAAAUAUGUGUUGAUAUCACAUUUUACAAAUGAGCAUAAAUGAGUAUCAGUUGAGCAUACGUAACUUACAAAAUGAGCAUUGAUAUGAAAAUCAUAAGUUUUUUUGUUGAGCAUCAAGACAUUUUCAUUGAACAUCAAACAUCCUCUAUUGAGUAGUAGAAAUAUGCAAUUGAGUAUCAUGGUCUUGCUCUAGUAUGUAUAAUGAAUUUCUACAUAAAUCUUAUGUAAUCUGAUACUUUUGAAAUAUGCAUUGAUAUAACAUUUACAAAUGAUUAUAAAACCAGUACCAAAUGAGUAUACAGAACUUACCAAAUGAGCAAUGUUAUGAAAAUCAUAAUCUUUGUUAGCUGAGCAUCAACACAUUUUCACUAAACAUCAAACAUCUUCUAUUGAAUAUCAGAAGCAUGCAAUUGAGUACCAUGUACUUUGCUCCCAUCUGGAUCUAAUAUGAUACUUUUGAAAUAUACAUUAAUAUGACAUUUUAAAAUGAGCAUAAACCAGUAUUAGAUGAACAUACGUAACUUACGAAAUGAACAUUGAAAAAUUCAAAAGCUUGUUUGAAUUCUCUUAUUCUCUAAUGUGUCUAAACGUUCAUUUGUGCGCAUAUAUUGUAAUAACAAAUAUAGUAAUGACAAAUAUAGUGAUUUACGUUAAAAUAAAUUAUAGUCUUUUGUUCUGGAAUUAUAAAUAUAAUCGGGUUCUUUUUAUAAUAUUUAUUCAUGCAUAUUUAUUUUACAUUAUACUCAUUUCAAUAUAACAUAAAACUCAUGUUAUCAAUUGGCACAUACUGCCUCCGUCUCAAUUUGAUUUUCAAAAUUUUCUUUUUUGGUUGUCCCAAAAUGUUUUUCCACUUUCUAUUUUAGGUAUGUAAAUAAGAAUAGAGUGACAAAUUUACCCUUACUUUUACUUUUUCUCAAUUAACUUAAAGGCAUCUACUUUUAGAAAGAUGGACAAAAGUGUAAAAGGCAAGCAUCAUUUAUUGUCAUUUCUUAAUCCUUGUGCCGGUCAAAGUUUGUAAUUCAACUCGGGACGGAGGGAGUAAUAUUUAAUAAUUAAUAAAUAUUCAUCUUAAAUUAAAAAUAGAAAAAUAACAUUAAUAUCUUAAAUAUUCAUCAUAAAUUAAAAUUAAUAGAAAAAGUAGUUAAGAAAAAAACGAAAAAGAAUUAAAAAAAAGAACUACGUCGAAAGCAAAAAAAAAGGUGCUCAAGAAAAAGAACUACGGAAGAAAGGCACUAAGUAAAAAGGGCCUGCUCAUCAUGCCUACAGGACCACAUCUCCAUAAAAGUUGUCCACCAUGGCAGCAAGGCCCGUAGUCCACAUGGAAAGAAUGUAGACGGAAGCAGAAUUACAAAAAUACCUGGAUGUACCGUACACAUUAACAAAAAUCCGGGUGUACGGUAUAAUUUACCAGUUUCUUUAUUCUUAACUAAUCACACAUUAAAAACAUAGACAUGACAUGUGGUAGUAACAUGAUCAUAUUGUUUUGAACAAUCAUCUCGAGUCACUGAUCUGUAUUUAGGACUAUUCUACUAUAACUUACACAUGUGAUUCACUACAAGCGUUCAUGGACUCUAUACCCUUCCCCAAUGAAGUCCCCUUUCUAUCUUUUGUGAUAGAGGUAUUUUCCCUUCACUUUUUGGGCAUUAUAAUACAGAUAGGGAAGGUAAAUAUGAAGCUCAAAGCACUAGUAGGGGUUCCUCUUCAUUUAUCUCGCUGAGUAAGUUUCACAAUAAAAGUGAAGGGUAUCUUGUUGACGACAUUUGCCUGAUUGAGUGUGAAAUGUCUAUUAUGAGCGACGCUUCUCCAACUGCCAAGGAUAAAGUUGUAGAUUCUUCAGUCGCGCUUGAUCUUGUUCUUGAUCUUGAUCAUGAUGAAUAUGUUUAUGUUGAGGCUCAAUCGUUUCUAGAGUCACUACCCAAGAGACCUUCCAGCUGCUGGGCUCUAACAUACGAAAUGGAUUUCCUUAAAGGACCUUUACAUUCUGCAAAAGAAAUCCUUGACACACUGAUAUCACACCCUUUGGAUGUUUUAGCUGAUCCCAAAUAUGAAACUGCCAUAAUCGAGUCUCUGUCUUCUCUAACCGCCCACCUUUAUUUGUUCAGCGAUGAACGGGGCAAAGAAAUUAUGAACUUGAAAGCUACUUUCCCUGAGAUGAUUCAGAAAUGGAGAGGUAAAGGCAAGGUAAGAAGUGAGCAUCCCUGGUCUAGUUUUGAAAAGACCCAAAAUUUGCUUGAAGACUUGGUGAAAAGGGGGGAAGGAAUAAAGGCCAAGCUGGAGAAGCUAUACAAGAAAGAAAGGGAAUUUGAAGCUCAGCUCGAGGCUAUUGAGAAUUGCAGUCUAUCUCCUAAGGAGGAAAGGCAAGAAUUAUUGAACCAGAUAAAUAUAGUGUAUUCUCUUGCGGAGAAACAGGCUAGGAACUCUGAAGCAGAAGAGGUUGACCCGGCUAUCAAAAAGCUAGAGGUGACCUUGAAGUCAAAGUGGGCUUCAACCAGACUUCUCUUCUGUUGAGAAUCAUGGCAGCCCAAGGUUGUGUCUAGAUGGAGAAAUACCUUUGCCAGCAUUUUGUCUUUUAGCUGCUGUUAAGGGUUCGUUUGAGCGUACUUGUGAGUUUCAACAUAAUCAGUGAGAGUUCGAAUCAUGUUAAGACUUAUUCACAAUUUUUGUAAUUGUUUGGGUUUUAACUUCUAAAUAAGCAUAAUGGUUGUUAAUUAAAUGAACGUAAUCAGUGAGAGUUCGAAUCAUGUUGAA